Molecule: messenger RNA, 1352 nt
Organism: Saccostrea echinata
Lineage: Eukaryota; Metazoa; Mollusca; Bivalvia; Ostreida; Ostreidae
Product: F-box only protein 39-like
Exons: 3
Coding region: 44-1336 (430 amino acids)
Biological process (GO): SCF-dependent proteasomal ubiquitin-dependent protein catabolic process
Cellular component (GO): SCF ubiquitin ligase complex
Molecular function (GO): protein binding
Source: RefSeq, a predicted model, not a curated record
UGUACUUCCAUGGUAACGUCACAAAUCAUACGCGACAGCCAUCAUGGGUUUAUCGGACUGGAACGUUUUGCCAGAUUUGGUUCUUUUGGAGGUAUUUUCUCAACUUGGGGAUGAGGAUCGUUUGACAACUGCGCUUGUGUGUAAAAAUUGGCACCGAAUAUUUCAGAGCCCACAACUUUGGAGAGCAAGAAGAGUGAUAUUUAGUGCAGAAAAUCCCUUUACUGUAGCAACCAAGUCUUUGGGAUUUCUGAAGUCGUUUGGGAAAAACUUAAAAGACCUUACUGUUGGAUUUUCUUCUCCAAAUUUCCGGAAUGCGAAACAAAUUUCGAAGGCUUCGGAAUUGUUUUUUAGAAAAGCUUCUUGUAUUUCGGACUUGCGAAUCAGAGAAUUUACACUUCAAAACGCCAAUAUGGAGGUACACUGGCAUUUCAUUUUGUCUAGAAACCGUAUUAUUUCGGCUUUGUGUAAGUUCUUGAGAAGUUUGCAAGAGGUUUCAUUGAUUAAUUUUAUUGCAGCCAAAAUGUCGCUGACAGAUGGUUGCCGAGUUUUAGAAUCCCUUGGAAGAGGAAAGGCUUCAAAGACUUUAAAAACAGCAUUCAUAGAAGACAUGUUUCAGGCUCAUGUCUCUCCAAAUAGACACGAAAGAUACACGUCGGCUAUCACUAAAUUCAAAAGUAUUUCAUGGAUGUAUACAAACUAUAAUACAAUUAAUAGCGCAAUAUUGUCGAACAUAUCCAAACAUAUGGGGAAACAGUUUCAUAAGUUAACCUUAACGAUAGACUCUGAUGUCAGCUCAAAUAUAAUACAAAACAAACACUGGAACGAUUUUUCUAGCAAUUGUCAAAACGUCGAGGUUGUGCUGUACAUUUAUGCUUCCGCAUUUAAACAAGAUGUGCCAUCAAUUCUUGUUUCUGGAAUCCCAUUGAAGGAAAUAGACAUUGUUUCUUGGCCGUCCACUGAGAGUGCCAGAAGAGCCCUGGAAUCACAAAUUUCAAGAACUCUUGGUCACAUAUCAACGACGUUUUGUCAUCGUUUAGAAUGCUUAACUUUGCACUUGGACCGCAAUCCGCCAAUUGACUCGGAUCUUCUGCUAGUACUCAAAAGAUGUAAACAACUGAAAGAAUUGAACUUAUAUUGCAAAAUCCGGGUUGAAACAGUCCAAGCAAUGUGCCAGAUGCAACAGCAACGAAUGAUAGAUCUACAUGCUAUAACCCUGGCUAUACAUGGUUUGUCCGAGAUUGAGUGGCGGACACUGACGGAAGUCCGCGGGGAUCUGAUAGAAGCGGUCAGCAGGCGCAAAUCCCGCUUAUUAUGUAUUGGAAACAGUGAAAAUUAAAGAAAAGAUUUUUCCA